AAAAUGAUAGUUGGGCGAGUCCAGUUCCAGUUUCAGUAGUUUAUAAGGUCUAUAGUUUGUUGUUUAUUGUUUUGUUUAGAAGAGAGAGGAUUGAAAUACCUGAUAAAUGGAAAAAUUGCAAACAGAAAACUUGGAAAAAAUGUUUUGCAGGCUGUGUAUAAAUAGUGUAGACAAUGAUAGUUGCCAGGUAAUAGGAGAAGCCCUAAAGGACGUUCUGGAAAUUGUUUUACCAAAAUUGAAUUUGGACGAACGAAACAAACAUUUCAUCUGUGAAGCAUGUUCCAUAAAAUUAUUUGACGCUUUUAAUUUUAAGUCGUCUUGUAUUGAAACCGAGGAUAUUAUUUUUCCUUAUAUUGAUGUUAGUAAAGUGUCCGUGGUUGAUUUAAAAGAAGUUUAUCUAAGAGAGAAGGGAAAUAUUCAGUUAAUAGAUAUAUCGGAAAACCAGAGGAUUUGUCGAUUAUGUUUUCAGUUGGUGACAUCCGGAUUUGUGUCAUUAAAUGAAGUUGACAUUGGCAUAGUUGGAACAUAUAUACCACAAGUUAACAUCAACGCUACCAGGGAUCCUGUUAUAUGCGGACCAUGUUUUAAUUCGCUUCGUACUCAUGGUGGCUUUGCAAAGAACUGCCUUGAUGCACAGGAACAAUACAAAAGUUCAGAUAAACAGUUUUAUGUUAAAACCGAAGAAAUUAAAGUAAAACUGGAAGAAGACAGUCAGGAUGUGCCGGAGAAAUUUAAAAACAUUGACGAGCAGUCUGAUAUUAGAUCUGAAAAGAUUGAAAUAAAACUAGAGGGAGAGGUUUGUGAUGGUGAUUCAUCUUCAUACCACUUAGAUAAUGAAUUAGUAGAAGGCUUAGGAGAAAUAGAAAAUGAGCACAUGCUUAAAUGGGAGACAGAAUUUAAAGAAAGUAACUUCCAAAUACCCGCAAGUGAGAAGCCUGGAUUUCAAAACUGUGAGCCUUCACUGGAUAAGCAGUUCUACAGAUGUGAUCAAUCAAUACAUAUAGAUUUCUCAGGAGUGAGAACGUACAGGUGUGACAUGUGUAGUUAUGAAACUAAAUUUAUGAGUUCUCUGAAAAAGCAUCAGUUAAUACACAAAGAUUCUUCAGAAGUCCAAACGUACAAGUGUGAUACAUGUAGUUUUAAAAUAACUAAGCAAACUAAGCAUAAGAGUUACCUGAAAGUGCACCAGUUAACACACAAAAACCCUGCGGAAAUCCAAAUGUACAGAUGUGAUAUGUGUGAUCAUAAAGCUAAACUGAUAUUUUCAUGUUUUGAAGUCUUGAACACAGUUAACGGGGGCAGUUUUUGAGUGGUCACUCUAUACAAGAGCAGAUUUGUAUUUAACCUUUACAAUGCAUAUAUAGUAUAUUUUACAACUCGUUUACAAUCUAUGAUUUA
Messenger RNA from Anoplophora glabripennis (Asian longhorned beetle), 1398 nucleotides. RefSeq names its product zinc finger protein 92-like. Gene Ontology annotation, cellular component: nucleus. NCBI's taxonomy places the organism in Eukaryota, Metazoa, Arthropoda, Insecta, Coleoptera, Cerambycidae. The record is from RefSeq and is a predicted model, not a curated record. Gene Ontology annotation, molecular function: RNA polymerase II transcription regulatory region sequence-specific DNA binding; zinc ion binding; DNA-binding transcription factor activity, RNA polymerase II-specific. The coding region runs from base 107 to 1309 and encodes 400 amino acids. The transcript is spliced from 6 exons. Gene Ontology annotation, biological process: regulation of transcription by RNA polymerase II.